UAAACCUGUUUGGCGCCAAAGCGAGGAGGCGAGGCUGCGCGCUUUGGAGCUCUCAACAAUACAAGUGCCGCGGCCGAGAGCCCAGCGACCGUUUGGCGUGACUGGACUUGGCAGUUGACAGGACCGCGGGACUCGGGAGCGUCGGUCAUGUUCUGCGAAAAGGCUAUGGAGCUUGUCCGCGAGUUACACCGCGCGCCGGAAGGGCAGCUGCCGGCCUUCAACGAGGAUGGACUCAGACAAGUUCUGGAAGAGAUGAAAGCUUUGUAUGAACAAAACCAGUCUGAUGUGAAUGAAGCAAAGUCAGCUGGACGAGGUAAUUUGAUACCAACCAUCAGAUUUCGGCAUUGUUCUUUGUUAAGAAACCAACGCUGCACUGUAGCAUAUCUGUAUGACCGGUUGCUUCGGAUUAGAGCACUCAGGUGGGAAUAUGGCAGUGUCUUACCAAAUGCUUUGCGAUUCCACAUGUCUGCUGAAGAAAUGGAGUGGUUCAACCAUUACAAAAAGUCUCUUGCUACUUACAUGAGGGCACUGGGAGGAGAUGAAGGCUUGGACAUCACACAGGAUGUAAAACCCCCCAAAAGCCUAUAUAUUGAAGUGCGGUGUUUAAAAGACUAUGGAGAAUUUGAAGUUGAUGAUGGCACUUCAGUCCUGCUUAAAAAAAAUAGUCAGCACUUUUUGCCUCGGUGGAAGUGUGAGCAGUUAAUCAGACAAGGGGUUCUAGAGCACGUGCUGUCCUGACUGCGUCCUUGAUGACAACAGCAGGGUACUUCAGGCUCUGCCAGGUGUGAAGCUGAGUCUAGCUCAUGUAAAUAUCCUCACUGGACCUCCCCUCCUUCUUUGACUUUAAAUUUACAGACAUGCUCUAAGAUAACCAUGAAGGGCGCUUGGGGUGUAGCUCAGUGGUAGAGCACUUGCUUAGCAUUUGAGAAACCCUAGCACCUCAAAAGACAGGACAACAAAGUCAAAGAGCAGGUUAGACCAGGAGCCCUUGGCUAGUAGUAUCAUCUGCCAACUGUGAAGCCUUUGCUACAAUCUGUGUCUUCUGGUCAUUCCAUUCCCACAGUAAAUGCUCUCCUUUUAUAAAUAAAAAUAAAGUCUUUAGUUUGAAUCUGUUUUCAUGAUAUAUUUUUUCAAAAGUAACAAAUAUUUAUUUAAUAGAAGAUGUUGACAUCCAGGAGUAGGAAAAUAAAUGCUUCCUUAACAGUAGAAUAAGCCUCCAGGAAAGAGUUAUUUUGGCCAAGUGAAGGCUAAAGAUGAGGCUGAGCCUUCUUCAGGAGCUGUGGGAGACUGGAGGCUGGACAGUACUGAGUA
This is a messenger RNA of Microtus oregoni (creeping vole), 1311 nucleotides long. It is a transcript of the gene Gins1, whose product is annotated as GINS complex subunit 1. The transcript is spliced from 7 exons. The coding region runs from base 148 to 738 and encodes 196 amino acids. NCBI's taxonomy places the organism in Eukaryota, Metazoa, Chordata, Mammalia, Rodentia, Cricetidae. Gene Ontology annotation, cellular component: GINS complex. Gene Ontology annotation, biological process: DNA replication; DNA strand elongation involved in mitotic DNA replication. The record is from RefSeq and is a predicted model, not a curated record.